CUUCACUUUCUUUGCCACAGAUAGUGUUGAAAGAAGGAGGAGACACCACCUCAGCCAGCUUUCCCCUCCAGAGAAACUAAGAGAGGACGUAACCAGUUCAACCAGACAUGGCUCCGUGGGGUGAUGCCAAGCUCUUCCUCUGCAUCCUUUUCACCUGCUACUUCACAAUGACGUUGACCCAGAUCCCGCUGGACUGCUGCUUGUCGGUCACAAACAAAACGAUUGAGAAGAAGCUCAUUGCAGACUACCACCCACAGUCCAAAGGCUGCUCUGUUGAUGCCACAAUCUUUGUGACCAGAAGAGGAUUUAAACUCUGUGCCCCUGUCAGGGAAGCCUGGGUGGAAAACGUGAAGCGCCACGUUGAUGGUCUGAAGAAAUUCUGCAAGAAAGUCAAGUACCAGGGUCUACGCUGCUCCGGAGUGAAACCUGAGUGAACGACGAUGGAAGCAGCUCUAUGUCAGAGAGGAAGAGCAGUGAAUCAAACCUCCGAUCUAAUAUAUAACCCCAGUGAUUUAAUUUGUUACUAAAGACUUGUCUUUUCUUACCUGUUUUUACAAAAUUAUUUGAGUAGGAAUAAGAAUAAAACAUUUUGAAGGAUUUGUAUUUUUAUGACAUUUAUGGGUUUUUUUCUAACUACGAGGUCAUGUGACAGAAAGAACAUUUUAAAUGUGAAUUUAAGUAAUUUGAACUAAGUUAACUUAUAUUUCAGGUAUUGGUGGUUUAUUGGUUUUAAAGAUGUGAAUGUUGAUUAUUUAAAAUAAAUAAAUAAAUAAAAAAAUAAAAACUUAAAUUUUCCCAAA
This is a messenger RNA of Melanotaenia boesemani (Boeseman's rainbowfish), 800 nucleotides long. It is a transcript of the gene ccl19a.1, whose product is annotated as chemokine (C-C motif) ligand 19a, tandem duplicate 1. The record is from RefSeq and is a predicted model, not a curated record. The transcript has 4 exons. Lineage: Eukaryota; Metazoa; Chordata; Actinopteri; Atheriniformes; Melanotaeniidae. Gene Ontology annotation, molecular function: CCR chemokine receptor binding; chemokine activity. Gene Ontology annotation, cellular component: extracellular region. Gene Ontology annotation, biological process: positive regulation of ERK1 and ERK2 cascade; positive regulation of GTPase activity; cellular response to interleukin-1. The coding region runs from base 108 to 434 and encodes 108 amino acids.